AUGAAUGUAUGUACCCUAAGUGUACCAGUUUCCUCGCUCUCUGCUGGCGGAAGAUGCAGCACGUUUAGUAGUGCUGGAAUUCUGGGAUGUGUUCCUAUUCAUUCUAAUACAGAUAAAGAAGAUGUGGUAGAGAGAAAGAUGGUGGCAGAAGGAAUGGAUAGAGAGGCAAAAUUGCCUACUAAAAAGAAAAGAAAGAAGGGCUUGCGAAUAAAGGGGAAAAGGCGUCGAAAGAAACUAAUUCUUGUGAAAAAAUUUAGUAAGGAUUUGGGGUCUGGGAGGCCUGUUGCAGAUCCCCCUGCUUUGUUAGCUUCCAGCACUCCUGAGCGGGAUGAAGAAAGUCUUUUUGAGAGCAAUAUAGAAAAACAGAUCUACCUACCUAGUACUAGAGCCAAGACCUCCAUUGUAUGGCACUUCUUCCACGUGGACCCCCAGUACACCUGGCGGGCCAUUUGUAACCUCUGUGAAAAAAGUGUUAGCAGGGGUAAACCAGGCAGCCAUCUUGGGACAUCUACUCUUCAAAGACAUCUACAGGCAAGGCAUUCCCCUCACUGGACGAGGGCCAACAAAUUUGGAGUCACUAGUGGGGAGGAGGACUUUACUUUGGAUGUAACUUUAUCUCCCUCCUCUGCUGGAAGCAGUGGAAGCUUUGACUAUAUUCCUACUGAUCCAUUAAAUGAUAAUAGAAUGGGUAAGAAACGGGAUAAAUCACUAUCUGAUGCCCUGAGGGCAGAAAGGGGGAGAUUUCUCAUCAAAAGUAACCUUGUCAAGCAUGCCUUAAUUCCUGGAACGAGAGCCAAGACAUCUGCAGUUUGGAAUUUUUUUUACACUGAUCCUCAGCACAUCUCGAGAGCUGUGUGUAAUAUAUGUAAAAGAAGUGUGAGCCGUGGUAGGCCAGGUUCUCACUUAGGAACUUCAACACUUCAACGACACUUGCAGGCCACACAUCCCAUCCAUUGGGCUGUUGCCAACAAAGACAGUGGUGUGCUUGGAAAUGGAUUAGAUGAGACUGAGACCGACAGAAAUCUCUUGAGUGAUACUUCGCAUGGAGAGAAGUCUACAGGCAGCCAAGAUUUAACAGCUGAGGACCUUAGUGACUCUGAUUCAGAUGGACCUCCUGUGUUAGAGAUGGAAAAUAGGAUAUCUGAGAGUCCUAUUCCUGUUGCAGAGCAAGACACUCCGAUGCAUGCCCACGAGAGAGAAACAACAUAUUGUGAAAAUGCAGCCUCCAGUCAAGUAAGUCAGGCGAUUAUUCAAAUGAUUGUGGAAGAUAUGCAUCCUUACAGCUACUUCUCAACCCCAGCCUUUCAGAGGUUCAUGCAGAUUGUGGCCCCUGAUUAUAGGUUACCAUCUGAGACUUACUUCUUCACUAAGGCUAUACCUCAGUUAUAUGAUUGGGCCAGAGAAAAAAUUUUCUUAACUUUGGAGAAUGUUCAAAGCCAAAAGAUCCACCUGACUGUGGACAUAUGGACCCAUGACCCGUCCACUGAUUAUUUUAUUGUGACUGUACACUGGGUCUCCUUGGACACUGUACCUUCUUCCAGUAAUGGCUGGAUCCCCAAUUUUAGAAAAUGGGCAGUGCUUUGUGUAACAGGUUUGGCCAAAGACUGUUUGGUAACCAACAUUUUACAAGAAUUAAAUGACCAGAUUGGUCUGUGGCUUUCUCCUAAUUUCCUCAUUCCUGGCUUCAUUGUUUCUGACAAUUCCUCUAAUGUGGUACAUGCAAUCAAAGAGGGUGGUUUUACCCACGUGCCAUGCUUCCUGCAUUGUUUAAAUAUAGUCAUUCAGGAUUUCUUCUGUGAGCACAAAAGCAUUGAGAACAUGUUAGUGGCUGCUAGGAAAACCUGUCAUCAUUUUAGUCAUUCAGUCAAGGCUCGUCAGAUACUGCAAGAGUUCCAGAAUGAUCGCCAACUUCCGUGGAAGAAUUUGAAGCAGGAUGAACCUGGCCAUUGGAUUUCUACCUUUUACAUGUUAAAAUGGCUCUUGGAGCAUUGCUAUUCCGUUCACCAUAGUCUUGGUAGAGCCAGUGGAGUUGUACUCACCUCCCUUCAGUGGACCCUAAUGACUUAUGUUUGUGCUAUUCUUAAACCGUUUGAGGAGGCCACCCAGAAAAUCAGUGUGAAGACCACAGGAUUGAAUCAGGUGCUACCAACAGUCCAUCAUCUACACUUUUCCCUGCAGAAACUUAGAGAAGAUUUUCAAGUCAGAGGUAUUACACAGGCCCUCAAUCUGGUGGACAGUUUAUCUCUGAAACUUGAAACGGACGCCCUACUAAGUGCCAUGCUCAAAUCUAAGCCCUGUAUCUUGGCUGCUUUGUUAGAUCCUGGCUUUAAAAAUAGUUUGGAAGACUUUUUCCCUCACGGUGCUGAUUUAGAAAUGUAUAAGCAGGUCCUUGCAGAAGAAGUUUGUAAUUAUAUGGAAUCUUCACCAGAGGUCUGCCAUAUUGCAACUUCGGAAGCUUCUGGUCCCUCAGCUAUAGUACAAACAGACUCAUUUACUUCCUCUGCAGGAGAAGGCACCUCCAGUUCAGGGUCUGUUGGUAGUUCAGCUGCAGAUACUGUUGGCAUUGGAGGCAAAAGCUUCAUGUUUCCAUCUGCUGUAGCAGUAGUGGAUGAAUACUUCAAAGAAAAGUAUUCAGACAUCUCAGGAGGUGAUGAUCCUUUGAUUUACUGGCAAAGGAAGGUGAGCGAAUGGCCGGCUUUGACCCAAGUUGCCAUUCAGUAUCUAAGCUGCCCUAUGUGUAGUUGGCAAUCUGAAUGUAUCUUUACUGCAAAUAGCCACUUUCAUCCAAAGCAGACCAUGAGCCUGGACUUUGACAAUAUAGAACAGCUGAUGUUUCUGAAAAUGAACUUGAAAAAUGUUAAAUAUGAUUAUUCUACAUUGGUUCUGAGCUGGGAUCCUGAAAAUGAAGUUGUUCAAAGCAAUGAAAAAGAAAUAUUAUCUUAA
This is a messenger RNA of Pipistrellus nathusii (Nathusius's pipistrelle), 2943 nucleotides long. Lineage: Eukaryota; Metazoa; Chordata; Mammalia; Chiroptera; Vespertilionidae. The record is from the annotation of a GenBank genome assembly.